This is a messenger RNA of Anthostomella pinea, 921 nucleotides long. The record is from the annotation of a GenBank genome assembly. NCBI's taxonomy places the organism in Eukaryota, Fungi, Ascomycota, Sordariomycetes, Xylariales, Xylariaceae.
AUGAAUCCCGUCAACACGAAGCCGUACAACCUGCCCGAUGAUGCCGUCUGGCUGAUCACGGGCUGCUCCUCGGGUAUCGGCCGCGCGCUCGCAACCAUCGUGGCCAGCAAGCCCUCUCACCGCCUCAUCGCGACCGCCCGCAACAAUGCAAGUUUAACCUAUCUCCCUAGCGACAACCCCAAAAUUCUCAAGCUGCCUCUGGACGUAACCUCUCCCAAGUCUGUCGAUGACGCCUUCAGCGCAGCCGCCGUGCACUUCGGCGCCGCCUUCCGCCUGGACGUCGUCGUGAACAACGCCGGCUACGAGCUGCAGGGUGACACUGAGAGCGCCACUGAGGAGCAGGCCCACGACCAGAUGGAGACGGUGUUCUUCGGGUCUGCGAGGGUCACCAUGAAGGCCGUGAAGGUGAUGCGCGAGUCCACAGCUGGGCUGGGCGGUCUGGUCAUGAAUCUCUCAUCCCUGGCUGGGCAGUGCACGUUUGCUGGGCAGUCGUACUACCAUGCGGCCAAGUUCGCUGUCGAGGGGUUUACGGAGUCGGUUGCUCGAGAGAUGCAUCCGGACUGGAACAUCAACUUCUGCAUCAUCGAGCCCGGCGGCGUCAAGACCAACUUCGAGAAGUCGAGCAAGAAGUUCAUCGCGCCGCACCCCGCCUACAAGGCCCCGGACAUGCCAUCCCGCCGCAUCGAGGCAUUCGUGAAAAAGGGCCAAGAAGCCGGCGCGGGUUUGGAGCCCGAAGCCGUUGCCAAGACCAUCUACGACCUCGCCAGUCGCGGUCAGCAGAUCCCACUGAGAGUGCCGCUGAGCUUGAUCGCAUGGGGUUUGAUCAAGAGCAAGUGCGAGGGUACGCUCAAGGACUUGGAAGGGCUGAAGGAGAUCAGUGCUAUGGGCCAGACCACAGCGCCUGAUACUCGGAAGAUAUGA